This is a messenger RNA of Drosophila suzukii, 285 nucleotides long. NCBI's taxonomy places the organism in Eukaryota, Metazoa, Arthropoda, Insecta, Diptera, Drosophilidae. The record is from RefSeq and is a predicted model, not a curated record.
AUCUAAAAUGUCUGAAAAUUCGCAACCUCGUGAAUCCGAAGUUACCUUGACUGUGCUGCACGCCAUAUCGGAGAUAGUGAAUACUGGUCUAAGUAAAGAAUCUCUCAAAAUCUGCAUGGAACUCUUGGAACAUGGUGUUUCAUCUCUGGCAUUAGCGAAAGCCAUUAAAGCCAUUAGAAAGGGAGUUGAAAAGAAGAAAGGUGAAGAAGAGGACUCUCAAUCGGAAAAUGCGGAUUCCGGACAACCAUCUCCCGUAACAUGUAGAAAAUUAUUCUGAUUCUGAAA